Molecule: messenger RNA, 1383 nt
Organism: Heteronotia binoei (common prickly gecko)
Lineage: Eukaryota; Metazoa; Chordata; Lepidosauria; Squamata; Gekkonidae
Gene: BPIFB2
Product: BPI fold containing family B member 2
Exons: 15
Coding region: 1-1383 (460 amino acids)
Molecular function (GO): lipid binding
Source: RefSeq, a predicted model, not a curated record
AUGUUCAAGCUCUUCACUCUGGGAAUCGUCCUCUGCCUUCUGGCACCCUCUCAUGGCACCUGCGGAUCCUGCGGCACUGUGGUGAGAGUCAAGCGGGAAGCUCUGGAAUACGCCUGUCAGGAGGGGAGACCGUUUCUGCUGAAGGGCCUGCUGGCCAUACAGAUCCCAGGUUAUAAGCCCGGAUUUCUUCUCGGAGGACUUCUGAAUGUCAUUGGGAUCAAAAUCUUGGAUGUUCAGCUUCCACACCUCACUGUGAAGCUUAUGAAAAACACUGGCGUCCAGGUUUCUUUAAGCAGCCAAUUCCACAUCAAAGGUCACAUCGUGGAAUUGAAAGUGGGAUCAUCCAUUCUGCUUGAUGUCCGCAUCAUGCGCAGCCAACAUGGCUUCCCCAUCUUGAGUAUUACCGCUUGCAAAUCCGUGUUGGGAGACGUGCAGAUUCUUGUUGGUGGAAACAAUUUACUUGGCUUCCUGAAGCCUCUUCAGAACCACAUCCGGGCUGUGUUGAUUGACAAGAUGUGUCUGAGCGUCUCCAAUGUGGUGUUGGGGCUGAACGCCAAGCUGGGCACCAUGGUUGGUCUGAACACCAUCAACUCCAGGUCUCAGUUCCAGUACGCCAUGCUGGAAGAACCUGAGAUCACCGAAGAAUACAUCAACCUUUAUAUGGACGAUUCCUUUAAGGUGAUGGGGAAGCCCAUAGAAGAUGCUGGCCCCGCGCCCCCUUUCUCCUUGCCGCCCCAGGAGACGGUUUCCGAUGACUCCAUGGUGAACAUGGGGCUCUCCAGCGACGUGUUCGAACAUUUCUUUCUAGCCCUGGAAAAAUCGGGAGCCUUCAACCUUAACAUCGGAGGACAGUCGGGCUCAGGAGACGUCCAUCUCACCACCUCCACGCUGCAAUCGGCCAUACCCUCGCUGGCCCACCGGUACCCCAAUGCUGUUGCCGUCUUUCUCAAUGUGGUCCUCGCCAAGCGUCCCAUUGUCACCCUUAAAGAAGGCAGAGCCACACUGACCCUCAGUCCGGCCAUCGAGGUGGGCGUGGCCUCCUCCAGCUCCAGCUCCUCCUCCGAGAUCCUCUGCACUCUCGACGCGGUGGUGAGCUUGUCUCUCGAACUGCGCGUCACAGCGACUAGUGUCGGGGUCUCGGCUGGCUUGCAGGGAGCAAUCGGUCUGGAGGUGGCUUCUUCCAGUGUGAAGGACAUACAGGUGGCACAGAUGAGAGAAAUAAUUGCUUCGGAGAUACAGGACAUUUUUCUGGCUAAGAUAAACGCUGUUGUGGGCAUCGGAAUUUCUCUCCCCAAGAUAGCGAAUAUGGAGUACAUCAAACAGGAGAUAGAGUUGCAUGAGGACUACGCGCAAGUCAGCUGCGACCUGGACUACGUGCACUGA